Papaver somniferum (opium poppy) is the source of this 762-nucleotide messenger RNA. RefSeq lists its product as uncharacterized. The transcript has a single exon. Lineage: Eukaryota; Viridiplantae; Streptophyta; Magnoliopsida; Ranunculales; Papaveraceae. Bases 1 to 762 code for a protein of 253 amino acids. The record is from RefSeq and is a predicted model, not a curated record.
AUGGGAACUAUGAUCAAGCAUGUUCUUAAUGUUGUUCAUAUUUACCAUAUGGGAACUUUUAAGAUUCCAGACAAUCUUCUUAAGCAACUGACAAGCAUUGAGAGGAAAUUCUUCUGGGGGUAUAACAGCAACAGAGGACAUAAUCCAACAGCUUGGUUAAAUGUAUGCAGGCCUACUGAAAUGGGUGGACUUGACUUUAGAGACUUGGAGAAACUUAAUUUGGCCCUGCUCACAAAGUUGUCCUGGAGAAUAUGUAGUGAACCUGACAGUUUAAUGGAUCAAAUUCUUGGCAGUAAGUAUUUCAAUACUGGUGAUUUAAAUCAAAACAUUUCAGCAAAAAACUGCUCAUACAACUGGAAUGAAACUUCAAAAGGUCUACAUAUUGUUCAGCAAAAUUAUUUCAUGGAAAUUACCAAUGGCAGGAAACCAAAGAUCUGGAAAGAUAGAUGGAUUCCUGGUAUGUCUCAUCCUCAUACUCCAAAAAAUGAGCUUUUUAGAUUUUAUGAAUAUGUUGAAGAAUUGAUGCUUCAGGAUACUGCACAAUGGAAUGUUAGUCUGUUUUCUGACUUAUUUGAUGCUGAUAUCUCCCUUAAAUUUAAAUCUCUUUAUAUAUACAGCAUUAAAGAAGAUCACAUGAUAUGGAUGCUAGCAAAAGAUGGUCAAUUUUCUGUUAAAAAUACAUACAAGAUGCUGACAUACAAUGAUAGUGAAGUCCAAGUUAAUGGGGUCACAGUAAACAAGAAGGUCUGGAAAGCUUUAUGA